AUGGUAGAAUCGACAAAUUUCAUCAUAGUCGAUAACCGAAGUGAGAACAAGUCAGUCAGCGCAUCGUGUGACUGCGUUUUAGACAAAAAUGGGAAUUCAAUUUUUAAAUCGUAUCAUUCGCUUUACAAGCUAACAUACAAGCACAUCUACAAAUACAAAAGGAUAACGUGCAUAAGUACCGAUGUGAUUUUUAAUGAGAAUGGGGGUGCGUACACGCCGCUGUACCACUACUACUAUGAGGACGUGAGCAGUCCCUGCUCGAGUCGGCGCGGGGGGGUCGACGCCGGGGCGCAGACCGAGGCGGAAUUAGCAGCGGAGCCAGAAGCGGAAUUAGCGGCAGAACCAGCAGCGGAAUUAGCAGCAGAACCGCAAGCAGAACCAGCAACGGAGUCAGCGGCAGAACUGAACGACGCCGAUACCGACGUGGACGAAGCCACCUACAACGAACGCGCGCCGAAGCAAAAGUGCCUCAAGUAUUCCCUGUACGAGCUCCUGCUGCUGCGAUUUUUGGAUGUAAAGGGCGACACCCACGCUAGCAACUCGGAAGAAGCCAAAAAUGAAUUCUGCUUCAUCAAGGAAAAUAAAAAUAACAAGCCUCCUCUGAACAAAUUUAAUCGAGACAGAUUUGGUCCAAACAACGGCAUGCAUAUAAUGACCCCAGGAUAUGGAUCCAAUUAUGGAAACCAUAUUAAUUUCGCUAGUCACUCCAAUUUUGGGGGUCUACUAAACGCAUCUAUGAACCCAAAUGGAGGGGGAAUUAUCCCAAAUUAUGUAAAGGAGCAGUCCACACCAUUUGAUCACCUCCGUCCGCACGAUCACUCUGAGAAAAAAAACCAAACCAGUGAAGCGGAUCGAUACUGGGAUCACCCCUCACAAUACGCCAAGCGGAACAAUAAUGAUAUAUUCACCCUGGGGGAUAUAAAAAAAUUUUGGAAGAAUAAUGAGAAAUCGAAAAAUCAGAAUUUCGUUGAACAAAACAACUACAGCAUUUUCAAGGACAACGAUGAGGAGAACCUCACUAAAAGCAAUUUCGCUAGAUGGUUUAAAAAUAGUAACGCUAGUAACCAGGAGGAGCAUAUAGACAUUCUUUCCUACGUGAAUGGCUAUAAUGCUAGCGGGGUGGACAUCGGGGACGGGAAGAAUGGCCCCAGGGUCCUUGGCUCCAUUGGCGGCGGUGCGAACUGGGGAAGUGGCGCGAAGGCGGAUGACGGCGCACUGGGCGCGCACCCCGCGGGGGCCCCGCAGGCCGACCAGCCGCAAAUAAGCAGCACCGUAGCGGAGCUCCUAAUGAAGCAAAUUUCGAUACUCAAAGAGCGAAGCGGCUCGGAGUACACCAACAACAGGACUCGCGCGGAUGAUCCCUUCGACAACACGUGGCACGCCACCAACAGCAACGCAGCCAUGAGCCACCUUAGCAGCUUGGCGAGUUUGAACCACGUUGCAACUGCCAACCAUAUCGGAGGUGGCCACAAAGAAAUCCACCCAAGGGAUGGGGGAAAAGGACUCCUGGAUAUUUUCCGAUCGAGUAACUCCAACCGAAUAACAAAUGACUCCCCCUCUUUCCACCUUCCCCGUCGCGGAAGCCGUGGAAGCAACGCCAACAUGACGAACGUCAACGUUGACAAUUUGGCCAGUUUCGCCAACUCGGCCAGUAUCGCCAACGCGGCCAGUCUUGCCAACGCCUCCAACAUAGCCAACAUCGCAAACAUGGUUAACUUGGCGAACUUAGCAAAUAUAACUAGCAAUGAACAGUAUAGCAGAACCCAUCAGAAGCACUAUGCAGAGGAUAGUACCUUGGCUUAUGGGAACCUCGUGGGAAACACCGUCCAUAAUGACGGGGGAAACAGAAGCAAUAAUGACAUGAGUAGUCUAGAUGGCAUCCUCAUCAAUAGCAAUCGGAGAUCGUCUCACUCCUUUUUACAAAACAAUGGAAGUAAUGUUAAAACGAACUCACCAAGUAAUACCCUGGGUAAAAAAAUACGCAACGGAGAAAAUUUUGCUAUAUUGAAUACUGCCAAUCAAGAAGCGCUUAAAAAUCAGGCCACUCUUUCUUCUUCUCCGUCUUCUCCCUCUCUCCCUCCACAAGGCAACAUAAAUAUCACUCCAAUUAUCAAUUCGUUACUCCGUCUAGAUAAUGAUCAUAAUACACAGGGGGAGAGCAGCGGCAGUGUGGCUUACAAUUUGGCAGAGAACUCCAUUCCGGAGAGUAUUAAAAAUGCCAAGGUGAAUAACGUCCUGGACUCGCUCAAGUCCCUGCUCAAGGCGUCGAGGAAUGGCACGGCGAGUGGGAUUAGCGGUGUCGGCGGGGUUAGCGGUGUCGGCGGGGUUAGCGGUGUCGGCGGGAUUAGCAGUGUCGGCGGGAUUAGCACUGUCAGUGGCGUGGGCGGCAUGCCCAGCAUAGGCAGCAUGGGAGGACCCCCCCUCGGCGGGAAUAGCAAAAACUUCGGAGGCGCCAAGGGUGGCCACCACCAAAACAACAAGAACGCCAACUACCACGCCCAGCAGAUGUACCCACCACAGCACAUGCACCAACACUGUGGACCCCCAAUGCAAGAUUUUUACAAAAGAAAUUUUCGAAGAAGGACAGCAUGA
Plasmodium cynomolgi strain B is the source of this 2592-nucleotide messenger RNA. RefSeq lists its product as hypothetical. NCBI's taxonomy places the organism in Eukaryota, Apicomplexa, Aconoidasida, Haemosporida, Plasmodiidae. The transcript is spliced from 2 exons. The coding region runs from base 1 to 2592 and encodes 863 amino acids. The record is from RefSeq and is a predicted model, not a curated record.